Messenger RNA from Ceraceosorus guamensis, 1126 nucleotides. RefSeq lists its product as hypothetical. The transcript has 5 exons. The record is from RefSeq and is a predicted model, not a curated record. NCBI's taxonomy places the organism in Eukaryota, Fungi, Basidiomycota, Exobasidiomycetes, Ceraceosorales, Ceraceosoraceae. Bases 135 to 848 code for a protein of 237 amino acids.
CCCAUUCGAAAAUCACACGAGUACAGGAGCUCGUGCGUGCAAAUUAAUUGCUUUGAUGCAUUCGUCUCACACCAACGUCACACUCAACCAUGCACUCACCAAACCUCUGAUCCGCGAACGCGUGGAGCGCACGCAUGCACGCAGCAUCUCGCUACGUGUCAUCAUCAAACUUCGUUGACAAUCACUCGACAUUUGCUGCGAAGCCAGCAGCUCAUUCAAAAACGACACACAUACAGUCGCAUGACCCGUGUCGUAACCGCAUCGACAUGCUCUCCACGGCAGCACCAUCAAUGCAAAUCGCAACAGCACCAGGUGAACCCUUCUCAUCAAGCGUCUUCUUUUCGCCACGGUCGUCCACAUCCGCGCAUCCACUGUAUGGCUCCAUCCGGCACCCCAACGACUCGCAGAUCACCACCAUGUGGGCGUUGCCGAUAUGCUUCGCAGUCAUCCUGAUCGCCGGCAAUCUCAAAGGCUUGGCCAUCCUCAUGUAUCCCUUCAAGAUGUGGGCGAAUCUUACCCACGAAAUGUUCCACGUCAUGGCGGCCAUCCUCAGCGGAGGAACAGUUCACUCAAUUGCCAUCGACCCCGAAAGAGGCGCCAUAUCCGGAAUGACUGGCGGCAACCCGGUGUUGACGCUCGCUGCAGGCUAUUUUGGUAGCACUCUUUUUGGCGCAGCGCUGAUCUUUUGCUCUUUCGACAUCAGAGCCAGCAAGAUUGCAUAUCUGGCCACCGUGGCCAUUUGGAUUCCCGUCGCUUGGUUCGGGCUGACAUGGUGCGUGGUGCGUGCAGUGAUGCAUGCUUCUGCAUGGCUCUGGCAGUGGGCAGCCAGCAAUCGUCGGUGUCUCUAGCGCACUGAAAGUGGCUCCGUGCGACGUGGCGGCCCACUCGUCUCUAGGGCGCGCAUCAGGAUAGCAAUCAUCGUUGGUCUGUCCAUCGGUCUUUGGUUUAUCGACCACGCUUCGCCCCUGAGGUUCUACAUCCUCUUUAUGGGCGUACUCAGCGCUUUUUACGUGGUGUGGGAUUGCGUCGACGAGUGAGCGAUGCUUGCACACUACGUUGGCCCCUUGCCAGCUCAUACUCGCUUCGACUUGCCACUCCAGCUUCGUCUUUCGAAAGGCAAACGAUU